Molecule: messenger RNA, 304 nt
Organism: Paramecium primaurelia
Lineage: Eukaryota; Ciliophora; Oligohymenophorea; Peniculida; Parameciidae
Source: the annotation of a GenBank genome assembly
AUGAAUUUCUAUCUAAAUUAAUUGUUGAUAUGGGACUUUUAUGAUAAAUGGGAAAGGUUUGGCAUGGGCAAAUAACUUGACUUAGUAUAACCAGAUGGAUCUAGAAUAAUACACAAACCCCAACAUAUAUUGAAAGUCUCAAUUCGACUUUUCUUCUAGAAAAACCAAUACAGAAUAAACUUGAUCUUUGAUGAAGUAAACUGCAUUGUUAUAUUUCAAGAUUAAUAGAAAAAUAAUGAGAGUGAAUGGGAUGAAUACUAGAGAUAAAAGAGAAUUUAAAUUUUGUUUAAUCAUUCAAAAGUGA